AGCCUACCACCACGUUGCAAGUUCUUAAAUCUGUUCCUAAUACGCGUACACCGCCACCUUUGAACAAAUUCUUAAAUCUGUUCUUCCAACUACGCGUACAACCAUCUCCCAAGAAGUUCUUAAGUCUGUUCUUCCUACUACGCGUACCACCAUCUCCCAAGAAGUUCUUAAGUCUGUUCUUCCUACUACGCGUACCACCAUCUCCCAAGAAGUUCUUAAGUCUGUUCUUCCUACUAAGCAUACCACCACCAUUAAAUCUGUGGUUCCUACUAUGCGCACCUCCCCCUAUCAGGAAAGCUGCUGCUCUCUCCCUUCACCUUCUGCUUCAGGUGCUCCCUCAUCGAGGAGCACACCAGUCACUCCUCGCCUACCAUCCAUACCGCUUACCUGCACUUUGGUACGCCUUGGUUCAACUUCCCUAGUGGACUAAGUGGCCACCUGCUGGUGCUGCAUCGAUUAGUUAAGGUCUCUUUCUUUCCAAGUUCAAAGAAAGCUGUUUCUGAUAUUACCACUUCAGACACUUCUAGUGAACUACUACUGCCAUAUAAUAUAAUAGAAAUGGACCAUAUGGAAGUCAGUGUGCUACCUGAUGACCUGAUUGUGGAAAUCCUCUCCCGGCUGCCGCUGAAGUCUUUUUGCCGCUUCAAAUGUGUUUGCAAACCCUGGCUUGCCUUCUCCUCUGAUCCAAACUACCGCAAGAAGCUGCCGAAAAUCCCCACUGGUCUUUUCUGCCAGUACCAAGACUCCGAUAAGAAGGCUACCAAGCUUCUUAGCCAGCCCCGAAACGUUGAGAAAAUUGAUGGAGCACUUAGUUUCUUGCCAGACCAUCCGCAACUCGAGCUUAUGGAUUGCUGCAAUGGCCUGGUGCUCUGCAUGCGUAGGAGCAUGGAUUGGAGCAGACGUACAAUUACUUGCCACUUCAUUGUGUGCAACCCGGCAACACGAGAGUGGACGAGGCUUCCUGAUACUCGUCCUUACCAAGAACAUGCUGUUUUUGAAGCUAUGUUGGCUUUCCACCCAUCAUGUUCACCACAGUUCUAUGUCUUCAACUUUAAACGGAAUACUUUUUCAUUCUUGAGUGGGCUUCAGGUAUUUUCGUCUGACCUUUCCACGUGGCUCGUAUAUGAUGCAUGGUGGAAUUCCGGGAUACACACUGUUGUUGGAUACCCACACUUAUUCAUAGAUGGUUCACUGUAUCUGUUUAGUAUGCGACAUAACUCAGUGAAGAGGAUCUUGGUAUUGAACAGUUUUGAGGCAAUGAGUUCUCGCAUACCGCCUAAUCGUCGAACUAUUAAGUUGCCCCAUGACCCUUCUGUUGAGCCUGCAAAUGGCCUUCCGGUCGGUUUGUACACCAGAGGUUACUUUGGCAAAUCUCCGGGGGCCAUGCACUAUGCAUUGCCAGCAGCAGAUGGGCUUGCAAUUCGGAUCUGGAGUCUUGAUGUUUCUGGGCCUUACAAAUGGACUGUGAAGUAUCGUCUUAGUAUGAGUGGUGCGUUUGGAAGGGAUGACCUUGCUUACUAUGACGCUGCUCAACAGUGCUGGAAUUGCGCGUAUGAAAUUGCUGCUAUUGACUUGGAGAGGGACGUCGUGUUCCUCUUUGACUGCCAUGCAAACAACCUUCGUUCAUACACCAUCAGCACAGCGGAACUUCAGGAACUCGAUGACAUUGAACAAGAUCAUGAGCAUGUCUAUGACAAGUUCUACCACUACGUGGCAUGCUACUCAAAGCUUCCAACCUAUGCGCCUAUACCUCAGCCAUGUUUGUUGGAAGCAAAGAGGCCUGAUCGGCGGACGUGGCGGUCGAAGCUGCUAGCAAUUGUUGCGAAAUCAAGCUGGAGAUGAUCUGUAUGUCUUGAGUUUGCGAAACCAGUCCAGCGACUGAUGUUAAGAAGGCCUUCUAUAUCUUCAUGUUGCUUCCAUUAUGUUAUUGUAUGGGUAAAACUAACACUGUCGGAAUGCUGAAAACUCCCUAGUUUCAGUGUAAUAAUGUGUCGCCAAAUUCCCCGGUGCUCUGUUCCUAGGUUCACGUGAUAACGUUGUAAAAGUAGAACAAGCAUGUUAUGCAUGUUUCCAGUUCACCAAGCUAUGAAUGUUCGUGCAGUUUUUAUGUGUUGUUUCUACAAA
Triticum urartu is the source of this 2124-nucleotide messenger RNA. Its product is annotated as F-box protein At5g07610. NCBI's taxonomy places the organism in Eukaryota, Viridiplantae, Streptophyta, Magnoliopsida, Poales, Poaceae. Gene Ontology annotation, molecular function: protein binding. The record is from RefSeq and is a predicted model, not a curated record.